AACCAAUCUUUCCCUUAUAUCUCCUCCUCCCCACCCCAGACUCCGCCGGUGAAUCAUCAGCGAGCGAGCCAGCAAGCAAAUCAGCCAUGGCGCCCCCUUCCCUCUCCUCCUCCCACCUCCUCAUCACCGCGUCCCUCCCCAAGCCCUCCUCCAUCCGGCCGCCGCGCCUCCCGCUCUCCUCCAGGCCCGUCCCGGCGCUGCUCCUCGCGCUCGCCGCCUCGCCGGCCUUUCCCGCCCUCGCCGUCGACGCGCCCGCGCCGCUCGAUGCGGCGGCCCCGCAGCUGCAGCUCCAGGCCGAGGCGCCGACGCCCGCGGCCAACCCCUUCGCCGACACCCUGCUCACCGCGCCCAAGCCUGGGUCGGCGGCCGCCGACAUCCCCGACGGCGGCCAGUGGCGCUACAGCGAGUUCCUCGCGGCCGUCAAGAAGGGCAAGGUCGAGCGCGUGCGCUUCUCCAAGGACGGCGGCAUGCUGCAGCUCACGGCCGUCGACGGCCGCCGCGCCUCCGUCGUCGUGCCCAACGACCCCGACCUCAUCGACAUCCUCGCCACCAACGGCGUCGACAUCUCCGUCGCCGAGGGCGACGCCGCGGGGCCCGGGGGCUUCCUCGCCUUCGUCGGCAACCUGCUCUUCCCCUUCAUCGCCUUCGCGGGGCUCUUCUUCCUCUUCCGCCGCGCGCAGGGCGGGCCCGGCGGGGGCCCCGGCGGGAUGGGCGGGCCCAUGGACUUCGGCCGCUCCAAGAGCAAGUUCCAGGAGGUGCCCGAGACCGGGGUCACCUUCCAGGACGUCGCCGGCGCCGACCAGGCCAAGCUCGAGCUGCAGGAGGUCGUGGAUUUCCUCAAGAACCCCGACAAGUACACCGCGCUCGGGGCCAAGAUCCCCAAGGGCUGCCUGCUCGUCGGCCCGCCCGGGACCGGGAAGACGCUGCUCGCCCGGGCCGUCGCCGGGGAGGCCGGGGUGCCCUUCUUCUCCUGCGCCGCGUCUGAGUUCGUCGAGCUCUUCGUCGGCGUCGGCGCGUCCAGGGUGAGGGACCUCUUCGAGAAGGCCAAGGCCAAGGCGCCCUGCAUCGUCUUCAUCGAUGAGAUUGACGCCGUCGGGAGGCAGCGUGGUGCCGGAAUGGGUGGGGGGAACGAUGAGAGGGAGCAGACCAUUAACCAGCUGCUCACGGAGAUGGACGGCUUCUCCGGAAACAGCGGUGUCAUCGUGCUCGCCGCGACCAACAGGCCAGAUGUGCUCGACUCGGCGCUUCUGCGGCCAGGGCGGUUUGAUCGGCAGGUCACCGUCGACCGUCCGGAUGUCGCCGGCCGUGUCAGGAUCCUUGAGGUUCACUCCAGAGGAAAGGCAUUGGCGAAGGAUGUAGACUUUGAUAAGGUUGCCAGAAGGACACCUGGUUUCACCGGUGCUGAUCUUCAGAACUUGAUGAAUGAGGCUGCCAUCCUUGCUGCUCGUCGUGAUCUGAAGGAGAUAAGCAAGGACGAGAUCUCUGAUGCUCUGGAGAGGAUCAUUGCUGGGCCUGAGAAGAAGAAUGCAGUUGUUUCAGAACAGAAGAGGAAGCUUGUGGCUUACCAUGAGGCUGGACAUGCCCUCGUCGGUGCCCUGAUGCCUGAAUAUGACCCUGUUGCCAAGAUUUCCAUCAUUCCUCGAGGUCAAGCUGGUGGCCUCACGUUCUUUGCUCCAAGCGAAGAGAGGCUUGAGUCUGGACUGUACAGCAGGAGCUACCUAGAGAACCAAAUGGCUGUGGCACUUGGUGGCAGGGUUGCCGAGGAGGUGAUCUUUGGCCAAGACAAUGUGACAACUGGGGCAUCCAGUGACUUCAUGCAGGUCUCACGUGUCGCCAGACAAAUGGUUGAAAGAUUUGGGUUCAGUAAGAAGAUUGGGCAAGUCGCGAUCGGAUCAUCUGGUGGAAACCCUUUCUUGGGCCAGCAGAUGUCGAGCCAGAAGGACUACUCGAUGGCCACGGCGGACAUCGUAGACGCCGAGGUCAGGGAACUCGUGGAGACGGCCUACUCGCGGGCGACGCAGAUCAUCAACACCCACAUCGACAUCCUCCACAGGCUCGCCAACCUCCUGAUCGAGAAGGAGACCGUGGACGGGGAGGAGUUCAUGAGCCUCUUCAUCGACGGGCAGGCAGAGCUGUUCGUCGCAUAAGUCGACUUGUCGUGCGUGCCCUGUAUGUUUUUUGGUGAUUAUACGAGGGUCCAACUUGUAGGAACCACAUUGAUCUAGUAAAAAAUGUUCUUUUCGCAAACAUGUUUGUAUAGUUCCUUGUAAAAAAUGCCUGUACUGACACUGAGCGCGUCAAUUAAUACAGAUCGUUGCUAGUUUUUGCC
Molecule: messenger RNA, 2329 nt
Organism: Triticum aestivum (bread wheat)
Lineage: Eukaryota; Viridiplantae; Streptophyta; Magnoliopsida; Poales; Poaceae
Product: ATP-dependent zinc metalloprotease FTSH 1, chloroplastic
Exons: 5
Coding region: 87-2147 (686 amino acids)
Biological process (GO): proteolysis
Cellular component (GO): chloroplast thylakoid membrane
Molecular function (GO): ATP binding; metalloendopeptidase activity; ATP-dependent peptidase activity
Source: RefSeq, a predicted model, not a curated record